Lactuca virosa is the source of this 864-nucleotide messenger RNA. The record is from the annotation of a GenBank genome assembly. NCBI's taxonomy places the organism in Eukaryota, Viridiplantae, Streptophyta, Magnoliopsida, Asterales, Asteraceae.
AUGGUUGUUAGCAAUGUCGAUUUCAGAAGCAUGAGUUUCAUGGAGUUCAUCUCGUAUGUGAAGAACUUGGUCAAGGAUGGAAGAAUCAAUGUGUACUAUUGUCUUCCACAACGUUCACUGAGAGAUGGGUUAAGAGUCUUGGAAGAUGAAAAUGAUUAUGUUCGUUUCCUUGAUGUUGGAUAUGAGAAUGGGGGUAUGAUCAAUUUGUACAUUGAUCACAGUCAGUAUCUAGUUAUGGAGUGGAUUGAAGAAGAGAUAGCUGAAGAUGGAUCGAUAGAUGGUAAUACGGAUGAUGAUGAUGAUGAUGUAGACUCUGAGCUUUCAGAUGAUGAUUUCGUGGAGCAUGAGCCUGAUGAUGAAGUGAUACAACUACAACCAUCUGAUGAUCUUUUCAUUAAAAGAAAAUUUUUCAAGCCUCCAAGAGUUGUGGAUGAUGAAAAAGAUGAUAAGAAAGAUGUCAAGAAAGAUCUUCAUAAGUAUCCAGUUCAUGAUCCUAACCAAAAAUGGGAUACAAUGUUUCCAGUCUUAGGUAGAGGACUAACCAUCAUCUCUGACCAACACAAGGGACUGAUUGAAGCAGUUAAGGAAAGAGUGUCAGAAUUCGGAGGAGAUACCUACAACAACGAGGAUCGUGGUGGUGACAUGGAAGAGGGAAUGCACGUGGCAGAAGAAGAGAGGAAGAGAGAUUGUUUGUGUGUGUGUGUUCUUGAUAGGAUGGAGAACAACGUGACAUGUUCUCCACGCAUCUUCGGGUCAAGUUCAAUUACUAAACUACUUUUCUAUAGCUUCAAAUUGGUCGGCCUUAUAAUCUGCAUAACAAUAUUCGUGAUCAAUAUGAAUACAAGGCUAUUAUGUUACUUGUGA